AUGCAUUUCCCCGCUUCCAUACGUUUGCUCGCUUUAUCUGCCUUGGGCAUCUCGGUGUUUGCCAACGCUAAGCUCAUCCCUACGGUGACUUUGAAUGCUGACGCUAGCGAACUUACCCCUCCUCCAACGACCACGACCUUCGUUGCGAGGCAGGAAACGAUGUCCUCUUGCGGAACUUCAAGCCCUUGCUCCUCAGGAUCCUCGUGUAUUUCUUUUACUGGCCCUCUCACUUCUGAGCAGUGCAUCAACACCGAUAUUCCACAGUGCUUGACAUCAACGUCUGUGACUGUUCAUCAUGCGAUGACCACUACCACCGUGGGUCCUGGCGACGGUUGUGCUGAAGAUAAUUAUUACACCGCAACCGUCUGUCCAUGCUAUCUGGCUUGUAGGGCAGCGUUCUCGGGGUACCGAACGUGCGGCCCGAUCCCCACGAGCACUUUUUAA
Messenger RNA from Pleurotus ostreatus (oyster mushroom), 444 nucleotides. RefSeq lists its product as uncharacterized. Lineage: Eukaryota; Fungi; Basidiomycota; Agaricomycetes; Agaricales; Pleurotaceae. The record is from RefSeq and is a predicted model, not a curated record. The transcript has 5 exons. Bases 1 to 444 code for a protein of 147 amino acids.